Messenger RNA from Dermacentor silvarum, 2199 nucleotides. It is a transcript of the gene Pp2A-29B, whose product is annotated as serine/threonine-protein phosphatase 2A 65 kDa regulatory subunit A alpha isoform. The transcript has 8 exons. Gene Ontology annotation, cellular component: cytoplasm; protein phosphatase type 2A complex. Bases 136 to 1986 code for a protein of 616 amino acids. Gene Ontology annotation, biological process: protein dephosphorylation. NCBI's taxonomy places the organism in Eukaryota, Metazoa, Arthropoda, Arachnida, Ixodida, Ixodidae. The record is from RefSeq and is a predicted model, not a curated record. Gene Ontology annotation, molecular function: protein binding; protein phosphatase regulator activity.
UGCCCGUGGCUUGAAAUGCAGCGACUCUCGCCGUUGAUUUUGCGGUUGUCUUGGCUGUAGCGCUGUAGCCCGUGUCGUCUGUGUUGUUUUCAUUUUACAGCGGGUCUUGCUGACCUGCCCAGAGAUUCUGCAGAAAUGGCAGCGAGCGACACAAACACAGAGGAUUCACUCUACCCAAUCGCGGUACUAAUCGACGAACUAAGGAAUGAAGAUGUCCAGUUGCGGCUGAACAGCAUCAAGAAACUGUCGACUAUUGCGUUGGCGCUUGGUGUGGAGCGAACCCGCAGCGAGCUGAUCCCCUUCCUCACUGACACCAUCUAUGAUGAAGACGAGGUGCUUCUGGCGCUUGCCGAGCAGCUGGGCAACUUCACACCACUGGUUGGUGGCCCUGAGUUUGUCCACUGCCUCCUGCCCCCUCUCGAGAGCCUGGCCACCGUUGAGGAGACAGUGGUGCGGGACAAGGCAGUCGAGUCCCUGCGUGCCAUCUCUCAGCAGCAUAGUGCGGCUGACUUGGAGCAGUACUUUGUGCCCCUGGUGAAGCGGCUCGCCUCGGGUGACUGGUUCACGUCGCGUACAUCGGCGUGUGGCCUGUUUGCCGUCUGCUACCCACGCGUGUCUCCGGCCGUCAAGGCAGAGCUGCGCAGCCAUUUCCGCAACCUGUGCCAGGACGACACGCCCAUGGUGCGACGAGCGGCAGCCUCCAAGCUGGGCGAGCUGGCCCAAGUUGUCGAACCCGAGUGGCUCAAAGGGGACCUGGUCGCCAUGUGGGGGUACCUCGCCCAGGACGAACAGGACAGCGUGCGGCUGCUCGCAGUGGAAGCUUGUGUGUCGCUGGCCGGCCUCCUGCCACGGGAAGAUCUGGAACCACUGUUGCUGCCGACCUUGCGCCAGGCAGCCGAGGACAAAAGCUGGCGGGUGCGCUACAUGGUGGCCGACCGCUUCACCGACCUGCAGAAGGCCCUCGGUCCUGAAGUGACGCGUGCCGACCUGGUCCUCGCCUUCCAGAACCUACUCAAGGACUGUGAGGCUGAAGUGCGGGCAGCUGCCGCUCACAAGGUCAAGGACUUCUGCCAGAAUUUGCCUCCUGAAGUGCAGGAGCAGGUGAUCAUGAGCAACAUUCUGCCCUGUGUCAAGGACCUCGUCUCUGACCCGAACCAACACGUCAAGUCGGCCCUUGCCUCUGUCAUCAUGGGUCUCUCUCCAAUCCUCGGCAAGCAGAACACCGUGGAGCACCUCCUCCCACUGUUCCUCUCACAGCUCAAGGACGAGUGCCCCGAGGUUCGACUCAACAUCAUCUCCAACCUAGACUGCGUCAAUGAGGUCAUCGGCAUCCAGCAGCUUUCGCAGUCGCUGCUGCCAGCCAUCGUCGAGCUGGCCGAGGACUCCAAGUGGCGUGUGCGGCUGGCUAUCAUUGAGUACAUGCCAUUGCUGGCGGGCCAGCUGGGUGUGGAGUUCUUCGACGAGAAGCUUAAUGCGUUGUGCAUGACGUGGUUGGUGGACCACGUGUUUGCCAUCCGUGAGGCGGCCACCCAAAACCUGCGCAAGCUGGUUGACAAGUUUGGCAAGGACUGGGCCCAGGCCACGGUCAUUCCCAAAGUGCUGACCAUGUCGCGCGACCAGAACUACCUUCACCGCAUGACCUGCCUCUUCUGCAUCAACGUGCUGGCUGAAGCAUGUGGCGGUGAGGUUACCAGCCGCCUGAUGCUCGCCACCGUGCUCGGUCUUGCCAGCGACUCGGUUGCCAACGUCCGCUUCAAUGUUGCCAAGACGCUGCAGCGCAUCACACCCCUCCUGGAUGCACCGACGCUGCAAGGCCAGGUAAAGCCCUGCUUGGAAAAGCUGAACACAGAUCCAGACGUUGAUGUUCGGUACUUUGCAUCUGAAGCCUUGGCAGCAGUAAAGGAAGGUGGACAGCAGCCCCAAAGUGCUGCCGUGAACCCCCAGCCGGCUAGCCCACCCAAUCCCGUCGUAGCCAGUAAAAAUUAAAGUUCGACCUGCAGCACGUGUACGCAUACACACAAAUGAGUGACCAGUGGCGUCUUAUGCUGCCCUGCUGGCCAGAGCACUGCAGCCCGUUUCAAUGGCAUGAGUGAGGACAAGUCUCGUUGGAAGGGCGAAAGGCGGGGAAGGGUGUCUCGCAGUUCUCAUCGUUGAGUUUGUGGCGUGAUCAUUGUAAACUAGUAAAAGAAUGCUGACGAG